GUGUAGGGCAGUGUGUUAGAGUUAUCUACUACACACAGUGGUGCGGUACAUCAGUAUAUCUUCUGUAUACAUCAGCCUGCAUGUGUUUUGUUUAUAUGCCCAGUGUGGAUCUGUGCCGCCAGGACUAGACAGGAAUCCGUCUGUGUUAAAAGAUAGUGUGAUUUGUAUGUGCUGGAUAUAGAACACUGGAUGGGGUAGCCUCUGUGUGGGGACAAGCUUCUGUACCUACCUGUACUGUUCAUACCUGUGAGGACUGUAUGACAGGGAUGUCAGUACUGGGCGAGUCCCACCUGGCCACAUUCACGGAUAUGAGAAGUAGUCUUUUAGGCGGGGGUUCAGGAUUCUACCCCCCCGGACUGCCUGGGCUGGGCCAGAGCUCAUUGCUGCCCUUGCCCCUCUGGCGCCCCUCUGCAACCCCCCUUCCCCCUGGGUGGUGCAACCUUGUGAACUGUCCAUGUAAUCUUUCGCGGCCUGGAUACUUCCCCUCGGACGUUGCAGAUUAUAUGGUGCCUCCGUCCUGGGAGGCAUCUACUUGGCCGUCAUGGUACCUCAAACUUGCAGGUGAUCCAAUUUACAAAAGAAAUCUCCAUGACUCGCAAGAUUCCCCCAGUAAAGAGCUGCCAUCGAAGAUGCUUAAACAAGAUCGUCUAAAGGAACGCCAGGACCUGUCGCAGGCACUGAGCUUUAGCAGAGAUCAAGUCAACAAAUACAACAAAAGUCGAUGUAUCUCUACACAAACACAAAGCACCCAUGUGUCGGAGCGAGAUUUACCGCCGGUCUACAUGAACGGUGAAAUGCGGCAUGCAGUGUCAUCGGUUGACAGUUACAGACAUGUGAUGAGGUCACAGCCAGGGGUGCCUGUCCAUGAGCGUGGUUCACCCCCUCCCUACCGCAUUCCCACAGAGACAUUGGACGCUCCACUCAACCUUUCACUGACCAGUUCCUCUUCAUCAGCAUUUACUCCUCAAGUGUCUCGGCCUUCUGUCAUCACAUGUGCCUCCACGGUGGACAAAAGUCAUCGCUAUGGCAACAGCUCACCAUCACAACACUCACUACCCAGUCCAAGUAGGAGGGAGGUUGUCUCAGUCGGAGGCUGUGACCCUAUUGAGGAACACUUCCGUCGCUCCCUUGGGAAACACUACCCAGACUACAUGGCCCCUAAGCUGUCCCCAGUUACCCCGCCAAUGGCAGACUCGCCCCCUGCUGUAGCUGCCACUGUCGCCACAGCAGCCAAAUCUGCCAAAUCUAACACCUCAGCAGUGUCCAUCACAGGAUCUGUAGACGACCACUUUGCGAAGUCACUGGGCAACAGUACCUGGUCAGCCAUAAAGGCUAAGAAUGACCCAAGACAGGAGAUGCUCCCUGGUACAGUGGAUGACCAUUUUGCAAAAGCCUUGGGUGGUGAUACCUGGCAGAGGAUUAAGGCCGAGAAGGAGAGCAGCCCUGCACUGUGUCGACCAAAUGGGUCUGCCUCACCCUCAUCCUCCCCACCCCACAGGCGGGGCUCCUCACCCCUAAGACAUGAUCUAGUCUCAAUAUGAGGGGGCAGGGCUUUCAGUUCAACCCUCAUCUAAAGGAAGCUGCAAUGGAGCAAUGCAAGCACCAGAUAUCAUCAUGACAACACAUUCUGUGAAUCUGAGACUUGCUCAAGGUCAGCGGCAGUGCUUGGUCAAUGCUCAAGUUUGUUGUUACAGGCACCAACAAUCAACACAUGACUACUGCCAGAGGAAAUGAUGAUGUGACCACAAGGACUUCAAAUGUGUUGUGGUCACCAUGGAAGGAAUUGCGAAGUUCUCUGUGCCAUGAGUUUGGUUUAACUCUCUACUGCACCAAAGAGAAUUGAAGACAUCACCUCAAAUAGAGAUGUUAUCAGUGGUCAUCUAUCCUUUACAAUACCGCUCGGACCAAAGUUAUUUAUUUUAUGUUAGCUAAUUGCUCGUUUUUAAGUCAUGUUUGCAUUUAGAAAUAACACAAUAUAUCUUUCCAACAUGAAAUGUAUUGAUUGUGUGUAGUGCCAUGCUGAUAAAGGUUUGGUGGACUUAGUAACAGAAUCUUACUUCCGAAUGAACGAAAAAAAUAAAACUAUAUUAGGUAAAUAUAGAGAUAAUAUUUUCAGGAGCGGUCCUACAUUGUUGGAACUAUUAAAUCUCUGCCUUGAUAUCAGUUUUAAAUCCUCACCAAAAACAUUGGUAAACCAUCCUUCCAUUUCAUCCAUCAUUUGACACCGUGUUUUUAUGAAUGUACAUAGUGUGAUCCUUGGACAUAUAUAUUUUAGUUUGAAGUAUGGUUGAGAUAAGGGAGGCAACUCUGUCAGUUGUGUAUAUGUAUGUGUUGUUAUUAAAGGGGAGAUAACCAUUGUGUACCCAAGAUAAAAAAAAGAUUAGUUUUCCUGUAUAUUUUUGCCGUAGAAGUUUAUGUGAGAGAAUAUCCUAUCAAAGGAACGGUUUUGACUCUUGAUUAAUAUAGAAAUGUAAACACACUGUGGUGUAAUUCACUAACUAAAGAUAAAAUAAUACAAUAUACAACUGAUGUUUCUUUUUCUCAUAAAUAAUGUGACAUUACAAGCCUUGAAAAGAUUUGUUUUAUUUAUUUUGAAAAAAGGCUUAAAUCAUAUAAGAAGACAAACAUAUGUUAUGCUGUGACAGCGCAAAAAUUAAAUGAUUACUUUUGACGUUCAUUUUUUGUCGCAUGAUAUCACCCCCCACAGAAGUUCCCAAUGGGGGUCAUGACCCUCAUUAGGAGAUUAAGGGGUUGGCAGGUGUGUCAAGGUAAGGUUCAUGCAGAGCUGUGCAAUAACAAACUCGAAACCAUGUGACUUCCAUUAUAAGUUGAAUACAUCUCUAAUUGGUCAAUUACAGCAACAUCACUUUAUUUUUCUUCAAGUUAUAAAGAAUCUUUUAUGUGUUUCCAUUAUCUUGAGAAUGAUUUUGUUGAAUGUAUAGUCUCUUCUGGUUAUAAAUCACUUCAUUUAUUGUCAUACUAAGAAAAUAAUUAGUAAUGCAAAAAACAGAUUAUUUUCAAUUUUAU
Molecule: messenger RNA, 3027 nt
Organism: Mizuhopecten yessoensis (Yesso scallop)
Lineage: Eukaryota; Metazoa; Mollusca; Bivalvia; Pectinida; Pectinidae
Product: transcription cofactor vestigial-like protein 4
Exons: 5
Coding region: 258-1541 (427 amino acids)
Biological process (GO): negative regulation of DNA-templated transcription
Molecular function (GO): transcription coactivator binding
Source: RefSeq, a predicted model, not a curated record